UCUCUCCUACCUACUCAUCAUCACAAACCUUCUCUUCCAGGUCUUCUCCCUUUCAAAAAAACCAUGGAAGGACAUCAACAUUCCUCCUCCUCUACCACCACCAUCACCACCACUACAGAGACUUCGAUGAGAUUCGUCGAGGCCAAAAAGGUUAAAUCAACCAAGUUUGACGCACAUACGAAAAACCAGUCCAGGAAGAUCACCAAGAAAGCAGCUAUUCAAACUGACAAUAGUACUGCAAAUGGGAGUAGCAAACACCCAAGUUAUAGAGGUGUGAGAAUGAGAAGUUGGGGGAAAUGGGUAUCUGAGAUUCGUGAACCGAGAAAGAAGUCAAGAAUUUGGCUCGGCACAUUUCGUACACCGGAAAUGGCAGCUCGAGCUCACGAUGUUGCUGCUUUAGCCAUUAAAGGAAAAUCAGCAGUUCUCAAUUUCCCAGAGUUAGCUUCAGAACUUCCUCGAGCCAAAAGUGCGUUGCCUAAGGAUAUCCAAGACGCUGCUCUGAAAGCAGCGUUGUUGUUUGAGCCAAUAAAUGAAGCAGCAGCCGAUGAAGCAAAGCCAAACCAAGACGAUCCAAUACAAUUUUCUCACUCGUCCCCGACUACUACAACGUUAUCAAAUGAUACACAAGAAUCAUCCUCCAUUUCUCAAUUUCUGGAGGAUGACGACACAUUGUUCGACUUACCGGACUUAUUUAACGAGGAUCAUGUUUCUGAUUCUUCGACGCUAAUUGACCGGUUUUCUCGCUCAACAUCAUGGAUGCCAGCUGGAGCUGAGUUUACCUUCCGGCUUGAGGAACCAUUCUUAUGGGAUUUACAGUACUAGCUGCAUAACCAUAUUCUUGUACAUUAAAAGAAAAAUCUUUAAGUGUCAAAUUUUAGCUACUUAAAUUUAUUUUAAUAUAAAUUUUGGAUGAAUAUGAACACGAGAGUUCUUGUAAAAAUGAUUCUUUGCUUCCCAAUCUCCAUUUCCUUCAUUUAGAUAGAUUAAUGUAUUCAAGAUUUGUAUAAAAAGUACUCCUCGUUAUUUUUUAAUAUGACAUUUUCUAUAAAUAAAUAUU
This is a messenger RNA of Papaver somniferum (opium poppy), 1057 nucleotides long. Its product is annotated as ethylene-responsive transcription factor ERF039-like. The coding region runs from base 64 to 822 and encodes 252 amino acids. NCBI's taxonomy places the organism in Eukaryota, Viridiplantae, Streptophyta, Magnoliopsida, Ranunculales, Papaveraceae. Gene Ontology annotation, molecular function: DNA binding; DNA-binding transcription factor activity. Gene Ontology annotation, biological process: regulation of DNA-templated transcription. The record is from RefSeq and is a predicted model, not a curated record. The transcript has a single exon.